AUGGAAACUAAUCAAUUUAAUGAAUCAGAAUUCAAAAAAUUUAUAUAAUAAGUAAAAUUCGAAUUAUAAUCAUUAUGCCAAGGCGUUGAUAUACAAAAAAAUACUGAAAAAAUAAUUGAAUAUUAUAUAUCAGCCCCAAAUCGUUUGACAAAAUUAUUAUGUUAUUCUUUAUUAAAAAGUCUCCCAAACAUAGAUUUAUAAUAAAUAUUUUCCUCAAUAUCAUAAGAUUUAAUAAGUAAAGAUAACGAAAUAUAAUUAAAUACUAUGAAACUGAUGUAUAUGAUGGGCCAUUAAUAAGCUUUAGAAAUAUUAAAAAAUAAUGAAAAAUAAUUUUUCGAAAUAUUAAAAAAUAGCGAAUUUCAUUUCGAAAGAAUCGCAAUAUUGCACAGUUUUUUAAUAAAAGCUUAUAUAAAAAACUUUUCAUCAGAAGAUAAUUGUAUAGAAUAAAUACAUUAAAUAUAUAUAGCUAUUGCCGAAUAAAUAUUUGAAGUAAACCGUGAUAUAACAAGAAACUCAAUUGAAGUAUUUUUAUAUAUAAAUAGUAAAAUAAAAUCAUUAUUUUAUUUUUAAUAAAAAAAAGUUACUAAUUAUUUAAUGCAAAGAAUAGAAAGUUUAAUAAAUAAAGUAAUAGGCUACGAAAUUCGCCUUCGAUCGCAUUUAAUAAAACUUCCAGUUUUUUUAAUUGAAAUAAUCGUCUCAUUUUCCAAAACAUACUCUCAUUAUACAUACACUAAUAGUUAUUUUAAUAUAACAGAGGAAGAUUUAAUUAUAAAAAACAAAUAUGAACAAAAUAUAUCCUUAAAUUCUAUUUAUACAUAGCUUUUGGAAAAAAAUCUUCUAGAAGAUUUAUUAAAAAGUACUUUUGAAUAAGAUGUAUUAAUUAAUUCUUACACUAGUUUUUUCCGUUUAUUAUUCUUAGGCGAAAAAUUAUUCCUUUCAUAUCAUAAAAGAUGUAAUUUAAUAUGGGAAAUAUUCAGUAACUUCGUAAAGGUGAUAAAUAAAAGUUCAUAUAAAAAAGAAUAUAAUAUAAUAUUAAUAAAUAUGUCGUUACUUGCAUUAAAAACAUAAAAUACACAUAAAAUAGCAAUUUCAAUGAAAAUACUAGAAAUAGUUUCUUCUGCUGGUUCUUUAUCAAAUUAAUACUCACGUUUUUUUUUAAUGAAAAUAUGUUUUUAUAAUUUAAUUUCAGCCUCAGUUUUUUUACUUUAGUAAAAUAAACAAAGUUGCAUUUUUUCACUUUUUAAUUAAAAAUGGUUUUAUUAGAAACUCUAAAGUGAUGACGAAAAUAAUCAAAAAAUCGACUAAUAAUAAAUUAAAGAAGAGCUUUUGAUUUCUUUAAUUGUUUCAGCCUUAUAUUUUAGAUUAGAAAAUCCUUAAAAAAUCCAUUAAUAAGCUUAAUAAUAAGUUUUUUUGGAAAUACUUGAUAUAUCUUAUAGAAUUAUAAAUUGGAAAUAUUAAAUAAAACAAUCCCCAAAUGAUACUUAUAAUAAAACAAUUAACCUUUCAAUUGAUUUAUAUUUAGUUUUAUUAGAAGAAAGCUUUGAGUCUUUAAACGUUUCAUUUUUAGUUAUUAGGCUAAAUGAAUUAAUUAAAAGAAUUAAUUUAAGUGAAAUCAAUUUCUUUCCGAAAAUAAAACUUCUUUAUUUGAUUUGUAAGAAAUAUUCAAGCUUAUUACUAAAUAAUAAUUUAGAACAAAUCAAUUAUAAUUUAAUUAUUUAAGAUUUCCAAAAUUUUUUAAAUUAAAAAUGUAGUUCUUCCAUCUUUUUUGAAAAAGCCUCUUUUUAAGAAAUAAAUCGCUUUUUGACUUGUUUCGAGUAUAUUUUUAAAAUUUUUUUUUUUUUCCAAUUAAAAUUCCCUCUUUUAAAAGAAAUAAUAAUGAACUAUCUUUUAAAUUUUCGUUAAUAACUUGACUAACUUCUUGUUUCUAAAUAAAAACAGCUAAUUUUCCAGCCUAUAAUAAAUGCAAUAAUUGAACACACAAAUUUACUCCAAAAAUACAUUUUAGAAGAAGAAGAGGAAUAACUAAGUUUAAAAAUAGACUCGAAUCUAAAAAUUUCUAGAGAUUUUUUAGAAAACACAAACACAGAAUUCGAAAAGAAUGAAAACCCGAUGAAAUAUAUUUCUUUUAACAAUCUUUGCUAAACCUCUUAAAAAAAUUCAGAAGAUGAAAAAUAAAUGGAAUUAUCAAACGCCAAUUUAAAUUUAUUCACAAAUCCUAUAUUAAUAACUGGGAUAAACGAUUUUAUAUAAAUAAUGACUUCUCACUCUAUAUUUCCUUACAAAAAUCUACUUUCAAUAAAUUUAAGAAUAUUUAAUUCUACUCAAUUUAAAUUAGAUAAUUUAAAAAUCAAAAUAAUUCAUUCAAACUCAUUAUCUCUUUUUCCCAUUAAUUCCUCAGCGAAUCCUUCUGAAAUUCUCAUUGAAGAAUUAAAUCCAAUUAAUGUUAAAAAUUUAAGUUUUUGUCUAAAUGUUAAUUAAGUAGAAUCUUUAUUUAUUACUUUUGAAAUUUAACUUCUGAAUGAUAUAAUUUUUAAAACAAUACCUUAUAAAGUACCUUUGAUUCAUUUUCUUAUCCCAAAUUAUAUUAAUAUUCUUAGUAAGAAUUUAUUCCUUUCUAUUUAUUCGAGUUUGCCUAGUCUUUAUUAAACUAAAGCUUAUUUAUAUGUAAAAUUAAAUAGACUUAUCAAAAUAUUAAAUUAAUCAUAAUUUUCAGCUUUUGUUAUAGAAGGAAUGGAUUUCUAAACAGCUUCUGAAGCUUUUUUUUCUUAAAAAAAAACGUUCUUUUGUAAAACGAAGAUCAUAACGAUCAAAAUGUGA
Molecule: messenger RNA, 2817 nt
Organism: Ichthyophthirius multifiliis
Lineage: Eukaryota; Ciliophora; Oligohymenophorea; Hymenostomatida
Exons: 3
Source: RefSeq, a predicted model, not a curated record